This is a messenger RNA of Cyclopterus lumpus (lumpfish), 1805 nucleotides long. Its product is annotated as guanine nucleotide-binding protein subunit alpha-14-like. Bases 292 to 1356 code for a protein of 354 amino acids. The transcript is spliced from 7 exons. Gene Ontology annotation, molecular function: GTPase activity; guanyl nucleotide binding; GTPase activator activity. The record is from RefSeq and is a predicted model, not a curated record. Gene Ontology annotation, cellular component: heterotrimeric G-protein complex. NCBI's taxonomy places the organism in Eukaryota, Metazoa, Chordata, Actinopteri, Perciformes, Cyclopteridae. Gene Ontology annotation, biological process: phospholipase C-activating dopamine receptor signaling pathway; action potential; adenylate cyclase-modulating G protein-coupled receptor signaling pathway.
CAGAGAUUCAGGUUCAGCGGCCUCUUGGCGCGUGCAACCUGUAAGCAGAUACGCACGAGCCGUCUCCCUCCGCUCUCACGGCCUCUCACGGCCUCUCACGGCCGCCCAUCCGCCUCCCCCAGGAAUGUGGAAUGCACCUGAACUAGAUACCGCACGGGGCGGUAGGGCUCGCCGAGCCACCUGUUCCGGGAACGGGUCCGUGAAGAGUCGCCUCACUUCCGUCCGUCCGUCCCUUUGCCAGCUCCAACGCCAUUUAUUGAACCAACAGCGGCCCGUCGACUCGGAACAAGAAUGGACGAGUGCUGCCUGCCGGCGGAGGGCCGGGAGAGACUCAUGGUGCACAAAGAAAUAGAGCGCCAGCUCCGCCGGGAUAAACGAGACUCCCACCGGGAGCUGAAGCUGCUGCUUUUAGGGACUGGUGAAAGUGGGAAGAGCACUUUCAUCAAACAGAUGAGGAUCAUCCACGGCAGCGGAUACAGUGAAGCGGACAGGAAAGGUUUCACUCGGCUCGUGUUUCAGAACAUCAUCACUGCCAUCCAGGCGCUGAUCCACGCCAUGAAGACUCUCAAGAUCGACUACAUCGACGACACGAACAUUAGACACGCACAGAAGCUGAGCCAGGUGGAGGCAGACCAGGUGUCCACUCUGGAGGCCUGGCAGGGGGACAGCAUCCGUGGAGUGUGGAGUGACCACGGUGUUCAACGGUGCUACGACCGCAGGAGGGAAUUCCAGUUGUCCGACUCUGCCAAAUAUUACCUUGACGACUUGAAAAGAGUCACAGCCCAGUUAUACAUCCCCACCCUGCAAGACAUCUUAAGGGUCAGGGUCCCCACCACAGGCAUCAUAGAGUACCCCUUUGACCUCUCAAAAGUCAUCUUCAGGAUGGUGGACGUGGGCGGCCAGCGCUCAGAGAGGAGGAAGUGGAUCCACUGUUUUGAGAACGUCACUUCCAUCAUAUUUCUGGCGGCCCUCAGCGAGUACGAUCAAGUCCUUUACGAGAACGAGAAUGAUAAUCGACUGAAAGAGAGCCUCGCCUUGUUCAAGACCAUCCUCUCGUACUCGUGGUUCCAAGAGUCCUCCACCAUCCUCUUCCUGAACAAGACGGACUUGCUAGAGGAGAAAAUCACACGGUCUCAUCUGGCAACCUACUUCCCGGCCUUUACUGGGCCUCAGCGCGAUGUCAGUUCUGCUCAAGAAUUCAUCUUGCAAAUGUACGUGGAGAGGCACAGCGGGCAUCCCAAGCACCUUUACAAACACUACACCUGUGCCACGGACACAAAAAGCAUCCGGGUGGUCUUCAGAGCCGUCAAAGAUACAAUCUUCAGUGAUAACAUCGAAGGGUUCAACCUGGAAUGAAAGCGAUGGUUUCCCCUUCAGGAGCGAGGAGCCAGGUUACGCAGUCAAAUGUUGUAACACUUUUAUAGACGCUUUUUUAUAAUCUUUUAUUGCUACAGAAGAGGCAAAGUACAACUGCAAAGUCAGUUCAUUGUUGUACUGAACUAUUACCAUUACAGGGGAGUUCCUUUUCAUUCCCAUGCUGUUUGAUAGUCAUCAGUUAAAGUAUCAAACUGGUUAGACCAAGUUGUGUCUGCUUGCUUUCCAGCUCUGGGAGGAGAAAGUGGAGGAAUAGCCUGCAGGGAACUAGAGUGCCUUACGUUUAUGGUAACAACAACAAUGUAGCCUGUAAAAUUUGUAUUAUUAUUAUUUUUUUUCAACUUUAAUUUGUGUAUUCAGAUGAACCAAAUUCGGCACCGUUCAUGAUCUAUCUUGUCACUUUUUAUUGACAUUAAAACAUGUAUAUGAGA